CGGGGCCGCAUCGCCUCCUCCAAGCAGCGGGAAGGGCAGGGCUGCGCUCGGCAGCAUCUCGGGGCGUCCGCCGGCCGGGCCGCGCGCCGCCUUCCCCGAGCUCCCGGCAUGCCGCGGGGCCGCGGGGGCCGACAGCGCGCGGCGCGCCGGAAGUGGUCCCCGCCCGGCGUGGCUGCGGCGAGCUUCCCGGCGGAGAGCGGGCUCGGCGUCCGGGGCUGGGGAGGCGCUGGUGGGGAUACCCUGGGGUGGAGAAGGCCCUGGAGGGGGAGACGCUGGAGAUUGUUCAUAGUCAGAAACAGGCCCAUGGAGGGAGCGAAGAUGUCCGUGGACCCGAUGGCCUACGAGACCCAGUUCUUCGGCUUCACGCCGCAGACCUGCAUGCUCAGAAUCUACAUCGCGUUUCAGGACUACCUGUUUGAGGUGAUGCAGGCCGUCGAGCAGGUUAUCCUGAAGAAGCUGGCCGACAUGCCAGGCUGUGAGAUCAGCCCCAUCCAGAUUCGCAAAUGCACCGAGAAGUUUCUUGGCUUCAUGAAAGGCCGUUUCGAUAACCUUUUUGGCAGAAUGGAGCAGCUGUGUCUGCAGCUGGUCCUGCGCAUCCCCCCGCACGUCCUGCUUCCGGAAGAUAAGCCUCAGGAGACGCAUCCUUGUACCGAGGAAGAAUUCCAGCUUCUCCAGGAAGAAAUCGAACAGCUGCAAGAGAGGUAUAAGACUGAAGUCGGCACUAAGCAGGCCCUCCUCGCAGAAUUAGAGGAACAAAAAAUCGUUGAGGCCAAACUUAAACAGACAUUGGCUUUCUUUGAUGAGCUGGACAACUCCGGCAGAGAUCAGGGGACUAGUGACUUUAGGGAGAGCUUGGCGUUCCUGGUCCAGAACUCCAGAAAACUCCAGACCAUCAGGGACACUGUGGAGAGGGAAAGCAAAAGAAUGAAAAUAUCUUAAUUUCUCAGGAGGCACAGGAGCUCAUCGGAAAGCAGAACAGCAGGGAUUUCUGUCCUGACACUCUUGUGUGCUGUCCGUGCUACGGGACUUCCUUUGUUUGCUCUUCGUCCCGCCCUGCACCUCCCUCUGUCUUGGUCCGCUCUGCUGAGGUUGCUCUCACCAUCGGGGACUAAUCUCUGGAGCGUCUGUUUCCUGGAGACCUCUCGACGGCGGGACGGAAGCCCUGAUCCAGUAGCAACUCGCUGCGCCCCUUGACUGGAGAGGCAGGGCUCUCCCUGGCUGGUCGGAGACGCGUGUGAAGCUGUUCCUCGGUCACGGGUCCUUUGUGACCUUGGUCCUUUCAACUUACUCUCUGCAUACGAUCACAUGAAAAAAAGGUAAGGUGGGGGGUUUGUUACAGACCAGCCACUGCCCCGCGACAUAUCACAGCCUGCCUGCCCUUGGCCGCGAGCGGGGCUUCCGCAGGGAUGUCCGCUGUGGGAGAGAAGGAAGUUGAACGGCAGCCGUGAUCUUCAGUAAAAAGCACAGAACUUCAGUUCGUUCCUGAGCUGGAACCUCUCUGUGAUGGUGGAACAAUGUGGCAUCUGGGAGCCCAGCGGGGGACGACCAUGGACGGAGAAGAGGCAGAUCUCACCGGGGUAGAAGGGGAAGCCUGGAACAGAGCCAAGGGCAAAGCCGAUGUGAGCUGACCGCUGGGCAUUUAUUCAUUUUGUUCAUACUUCAGUGAGUUUUGGAAUCUGCCCCUGUACCUAGUGUUUUUAACUUAUUUAUUCAUACUCCUAAGCAUCAAGUAUUUAGUCCCCACAGUAGGGAGGUUUUAGCUGUCUUGCACUUAAAUUUGGUGGAUUCUCAUGUUUUCUUCUGAAGUGAAUCCGUGUGACACUGCAUGAAAUCAGUCCGUACGUCCCGCAGAGAAAGUGUGAAUAGCAGUGCCCGCUCUUAGACUUUGCCCUCCGUGUCUUCCUAAAGAACGGGAUUCAGACUUCUCCUUUAUGCCGGAAAGUAACUUGGGACAUUAAUGUUUGUGAUCAAAUAUUCAUAGAUUUAAGGUGCCCGUGUUUACCUGGAAUAUGUUUAUUAUGAAAGACUUUUUUUUUCCAAUCCUGUACAUGAAAUACAUAUAUUUUAAAGGC
Messenger RNA from Lutra lutra (Eurasian river otter), 2072 nucleotides. RefSeq names its product MIS12 kinetochore complex component (gene MIS12). The record is from RefSeq and is a predicted model, not a curated record. Gene Ontology annotation, biological process: protein localization to kinetochore; mitotic cell cycle; kinetochore assembly. Gene Ontology annotation, cellular component: chromosome, centromeric region; nucleus. Lineage: Eukaryota; Metazoa; Chordata; Mammalia; Carnivora; Mustelidae.